UAAACAGUAAAGGUAAAAACAUGACAGGGAACGGCUACGGUCGAUAAACAGUCGGUCAGAGUUGACACCCAGUUUACCGAACUAACUUAUCAAAAAUCAGUGACGUGAGAGCUUUCUGGAUUAAUGCGUAUUAAUUUUAGAUCUGGGAUUGUUUUGUGUUUCACCUUGUUUCAGUUUGAGAGUUUGGAUCUAACAAGACUUUGACAGAACAGUCGCGAGGUUAACCGGAGGAUUCAGUGUUUAAAACUCUUCAUAGCGUCACAAAAGUUUUAUGGAGGGAUAUUACUAUUAAAUUAAGAGGAUCUUCUCAAUUGCUGCUGUCUUUUUGACACAGGAAUGGAAAACCAAGAUGAUGAAAUCGAUCAUGGUAUGCCAGACGGUGAUGGGGCGCAUCCAGAAAGAGGAACCCCGUCAACAAAAGGCAAGGGCAAGUUCACCAACCUGGGCAAUUUCUUCAAGCCCUGGAAGUGGAGGAAGAAGAAAAGCAGUGAUAAGUUCAAAGAAACUUCAGAAGUUCUGGAGAGGAAGCUGUCCGUGAGGAAGCCCAAGCAUGAGUUGAUAGAGCGAGGAUUACUGAAGGACAUCCCAGAGAAUGUCUUUGUUUCAGAGUCUAACAGUGUGACUCAUCCUAAAGGUACUUUAGUAAAGAAUGGCCAAAAACCUUCAUUGACUGGAGACCGCAGGACGGAUAAUCCAUCAGAUGUCAAAGGAUCAUCACGGCCACCAACAGAAAAUCAGAGAAAUAGCCUUGCACCUGAACCAGAGCGUCGCAGCAGAUUGCCCUCCGAUGUUAGUCGGAACAGGCAACCUUUGGAUGUGGAUGCUCGAACCCGGUUACCACCUGAUACGGACCGCCACAGCAGAUUGCCCUCAGACACGGAGAAGCAAGCAGGAUCGUUACCAAGAGAGCGACACGGACACGAUGACAGAAAAUAUCGAAAAGAUGAAAGAGAGGAGAAAGAAAGUAAGGACAGAGAUAGGAUGGACAGAAAAGAUGACAGGGAAGGCCACAGAGAGGACAAAGACAGACGAGAGAGAGAGAGGAGGGAUACAAGGCCAGAUAAGGAUGACUGUCACGAAAAAAGCGAGCGAGAUGAACGGGACAAAGAGAGAAGAAGUGACCUGGAGAAACGGGAAGAGAAAGACUGGAAAGAAAACAGGGACCGAAAACCAAUAAGAGACCGGAAAGAAGAUCAGAAAAAACUAGAUGAGUCAAAGAGAGAUGAUCGAGAAGAACGGGAAAGACGCAAUGAAAGAGAAAAAAAAGACAUCCGGAGACCAGAGCCUGUGAAACAGGUGUCUGAUGGAAAAUUAAUACGGCCUCAGUCAGAAAUGGACAUUCGACCUGGUCUUCAGAAAAGCUCAUCUGAAACUGGACUAAAGGUCCGACCAGUUUCUGAAUCCACGCAGAGCAGCACACUGCCAAGAUACACACCACUUGAGGACGAGCUGAGAGCACGAGCAGGAUCAGUGGGAGUUCGGUUUACUCCUGAGCCCAAACCUGGAAUUAUCUUGGCAAGAGAGUCACAGCCACACACUAAACAGGCCAUCCUCCCGCCUAAAUGGCUCAUGGCUGCUUCCUCCUCCAUUGAGCCUCCUCAAGGCCCAUCCUCAUCUUCCUCAUCUUCAUCUUCGUCAUCUUCAUCAUCAUCCUCGUCCUCUGCUCCACCUAUUGCAAAGCCACCUCCCCGGACUGUGUCUUUAAAUGUUGAUGAUUCUCGCAGCAUUAUAUCUACCCCAUUAACUCAAGGAGACCAUGACAUCCCGCCCACUGUGCCUGCCCACUCCACCCAUCCGCCCUCUACUGCCACUGCUGGUCCAAAACAGCCUCCUGUGCCCCCUCCGAAACCAUCUCAAGUGGAUCCCUCUCAAGCGACAGUCCAAGCCAAGCCAUCUCCUCCUAUCCCUCCAAAAAGAAUGACACCUGUAACCAAACGUCACUCAGAUGACUCCUCUUCCAGUCAGCCUCAGCCUUCGUCUACAGUCCCUGCCCCUGUUCCAGACCCCGCCCCACCUCCUGUCCAGUCAGACGACAGCAGAAAUGUAAGCUCUGGGGCGCUCUCUCCUCCACCAAACCAUAUCCCUCCAUUCCCUCCUCGUGCCCAGCUGCCCCCUGUAGUCCUCCACGUGGACCCGCCGAGUCCCACCACAGAGCCGCCCUCUCAGCCUCCUCUACCUCUGCACGUACGCAUCCAGAGGGCCUUAAACAGUCCAGGGCCGGUCCAGCCCAACACGGAUGGUACUAAGCGAGCUUACUCACUGCUGUUUGAGUCACCACCAGACUUCCUCACAGAAGCCCCAGGAGGAGUGAGAUACUCCCUCCCUGUUACAAUUGAACCUCUUAGACUGCCAGAGGAUGAUGACUUUGACAUGGAAGAAGAACUCCAGAAGCUGCAACCCGUUCCUUGUCCCACACGGAGGCUGGAGCUUGAGCCAGGAAGCCGACGGGGUCUGGUGGGAGAUCCUCGGGUCACUGUCAUUCCUGAGGGACCUGGAAACAGUGAGAACGAGGAAGACUCUGACUCAGAUGGACCCAUCAAUUAUAAAAGCGAUGAUGAUGAUGAGGAGGAUGAGGAUGUUCCAAGUGGUCUUGCAAGUCGCGUAAGGCGCAAGGAUACUCUGGCACUGAAGCUGGAGCGCCAGCAGGAGAAAGAGCAGUCACAAGAUCAGGAGAACGAAACCUGGAAGAGCAAAGAACAGUGGGAGGAAAUUCGCAGCAAGAUCGGCACCACACUAACAAGGAGGUUGAGUCAAAGACCCACUCCACAAGAACUUGAGCAACGAAACAUCCUGCUAGCCAAGAAUGAAGCAGACCGACGGGCCGAGAGAAGCGAGAUCAAACGCAGGCUUACCAGAAAGUUGUCACAAAGGCCCACAGUUGCUGAGCUUCAGGCCAGAAAGAUCCUACGCUUUCAUGAGUAUGUGGAAUGCACUCAUGCUCAGGACUAUGACCGGCGUGCAGACAAACCCUGGACCAAACUCACACCUGCCGACAAGGCGGCCAUAAGAAAAGAGUUGAAUGAGUUCAAGGCUUCAGAAAUGGAAGUUCAUGAGGAGAGCAAAAUAUACACCAGGUUUCAUCGGCCAUGAUGUCUGUCUCUAAGGAAGAACCCUGAACAAAUCGAAACUGCCCCCAGUUCCUCUAAAAGCCUCCAGCUCACUGUACCCCAUCCUGUUUCCUACUAAUGAGUGCUCAGGCCAGACACUCAGUGCUAUGGAGAAAGAAAGAUAGAAAGAAAGAAGUGAUUUAGGAGGGUGUCAGACACUGGUACUUCAUUUCAAACAUUAUUAAGGAGCAAGCUUUGAAUGCUAUCGCUCUGAAGUCUUGAUGAUUCCCAUGUGCCAGAUCACUUUGUUUUGUGGUGAGACGUAUGCUGGAGAAUGUUUUGGUCAACGUGGGACUGUGUAGGUUGGGGUGUUUUUUAAACUGGCUUUACGGUACACAAUUUUGGUGAGCUAGAAGAGACUUUUAUUACAAAAAAAAGUGACAAUAAUAUUUUAUGAAAAUAAUGACACUGAUGAUAUUUUGUGACGAUUAUAACACUGGUGAUAAACAGACUGUUUUAGUAGUGAGUGAUUUUGAGAAUGUAUGUCUUUAUUGAUUGGCCUUAACACUGAUACUACAUGAUUUUGUACCCAGAUUUAUACUGUAUAACACUGUUUCUCACGCUGGACACACACUGGGUGUAUUUAAAAGCAUCUUUGACAUUCUCAGGACAGCAGCACAUGGUACCACUUUAUCUCAUGUUCGUUUGAGUGGGCAUUAAUUAUGAUGCUUGAACUUUUUCAUAUAGAUGAACCAGUGUCUGUGAUGUCUUUGGUCUGUUUUUAUAUUUUUAGCAAUACGACACUUCACUUUGGAUAAUGUCAGGGUGAAUCUCACAAUAAACUAGGUCAUAUUUCACCCUAAAAUCGAAAAAGAAAUAAAAACUAAUUAGAUAUUGCACAAUAAAAAGCACAAGGGCCAUUAUGUAAAUAUUUAGCAUUAUGACAAUGAAGCACUUUUUCCUCAGACAUAACUGUAUUGCUGCAUUUGAGUAAUGACAGUCUAACAAGAAUCCACACUGACGCUUCCAUGCAGCUUCUGAAAAAAGUGAAAUGUCCAGAUGUAUUACAAUAAUAAAAUGUCAUCUGGAAAUGAGCUCCAUGGGUUUGAUUUUUUUAAGCAAAAAUAGUCCCUUUCUUUAGAUUUCUGGGUGAAGAUAAUUUUAUUUAAAGGUUUUGUGAGAUUCAUUCAGCUAUAGUUGAGGACAUUUGAUACUGUACAGUUUAAAACGGUCUUUGAUUUGUGGAGAGUCUUAGGUACAUUUUUGAGUUGUUAAAAAAGCUAAUUUCCACUGUUGGCUUUAUGGUACACUGGUGUUUUUUUUCACUGUAUAGAUAUAUGCUGCAGAUUGAUGGUAUAUUUUGUGGUAUUGUAUAUCUUGUCUAACCAGUGUCAGAAAUAUUUUAAGUUUUUAUUAAAUUUUGAUUAAAGUACACUAUCCUGUUUUUACAAAGAGCAAAGACAUGACUACAGAUGCAGUAAUUCGGUACAGAAAAUAAGAUAUUUUAUUCACUGCUGUAUAGUUUUUAUUUUGUUGUUUUUAAUGUAAAGAUAUAUAAAAGGUAUUUCAAGUAACGAACAAAUUGUUCACCUUUAAUUAAAACUUAAAACUAUCAUCAUUC
Messenger RNA from Misgurnus anguillicaudatus (oriental weatherfish), 4668 nucleotides. It is a transcript of the gene phactr4a, whose product is annotated as phosphatase and actin regulator 4a. The record is from RefSeq and is a predicted model, not a curated record. Gene Ontology annotation, biological process: actin cytoskeleton organization; neural crest cell migration. Lineage: Eukaryota; Metazoa; Chordata; Actinopteri; Cypriniformes; Cobitidae. Gene Ontology annotation, molecular function: actin binding.